AUGCACAAGUCAACUGAUAGUGGCGCUCAAGGCUCUCAAUCCCAGUUCCAGCCCGGUCACCGGGUCCCCGUUCAACACCACGAGAAGCCUGGCUUGCAGAGCGAACUAAGGGGUCCAAAGCCUACAUCAGCGCAACUCCCGACCGAUGACAAUGGAUAUCAAAUCUACAAAGCAGCAGGCAAGCUCGUAGGCAAGAGGGCCGUUAUCACGGGCGGAGAUUCAGGUAUUGGGCGAGCUGUCGCAAUCCUGUUCGCAAUGGAAGGCGCAACAAGCCUGAUCACAUAUUUGCCAGAAGAAGAGUCGGAUGCGCAAGAGACUAGGCGCCGUGUAGAGGAGCUGGGGCAGAAGAUUCAUCUUCUCGCUGUCGAUCUACGGGAUAAGAAGAAUUGCCAAAAGGUGGUCGAUACGGCUCUGCAAACUAUAGGUGGUAUCGAUACACUAGUAAAUAACCAUGGUUACCAAAAUAUGGUCGAGAAUAUUCAAGAUCUGGAUGACGAUCAGUGGAAACGUACAUUCGACACCAACAUUCAUCCCUUCUUCUAUCUCUCGAAAUACGCACUGCCUCACAUGAAGAAUGGCUCAACUAUUACCAACUGCGCCUCGGUCAACGCUUACAUCGGUCGACCAGAUCUUCUCGACUACACGUCCACGAAGGGAGCUAUAGUAGCCUUUACUAGAGGGCUCUCAAAUCAGCAAGUCAAGAACGGCAUCAGAGUGAACUGCGUCUGUCCUGGACCAAUUUGGACACCACUUAUUCCAGCUACUAUGAAUACCUCUGCACAGGAGCAGUUCAGUGGAUCUCCCAUGGGUCGCCCAGGUCAGCCUAGCGAAGUUGCGACGUCCUUCGUAUUCUUGGCUAGUCAGGAUAGCAGCUUUAUCUCCGGACAGUCUUUGCAUCCUAAUGGCGGAGUUGUUGUUAAUGGUUGA
Molecule: messenger RNA, 927 nt
Organism: Penicillium cataractarum
Lineage: Eukaryota; Fungi; Ascomycota; Eurotiomycetes; Eurotiales; Aspergillaceae
Product: oxidoreductase
Exons: 4
Coding region: 1-927 (308 amino acids)
Molecular function (GO): oxidoreductase activity
Source: RefSeq, a predicted model, not a curated record